Messenger RNA from Aaosphaeria arxii CBS 175.79, 866 nucleotides. Its product is annotated as phosphatidylethanolamine N-methyltransferase. Gene Ontology annotation, biological process: phosphatidylcholine biosynthetic process. Lineage: Eukaryota; Fungi; Ascomycota; Dothideomycetes; Pleosporales. Gene Ontology annotation, molecular function: S-adenosylmethionine-dependent methyltransferase activity. The transcript is spliced from 4 exons. The record is from RefSeq and is a predicted model, not a curated record. Bases 1 to 600 code for a protein of 199 amino acids.
AUGACUUCCUUUGUUGAUUUCAGCCAGCCGAGCUUCUGGAUUGCGGCCGGCUCGAUUGCGUUUAAUCCCACGUUCUGGAAGGGCGUGGUGACAGAAUACCAUAACAAAGUGAUCACGAAGCUAUUCGGGGGCAACUCGAAGCUCGGAUGCUAUGGCCUCGCCGUCACCAUCUUCUCGCUGGGCAUCAUCAGAGACUACAUCUACCACAAAGCCCUGGACGCGCAACCCACGCACCCAGCUCUAACCCAACCCCUCGUCCACCUCUCAGCCAUCCCACUCUUCGCGACCGGAAACAUCCUCGUCCUAACCUCCAUGUACGCCCUCGGCGUCACGGGCACCUACCUCGGCGACUACUUCGGCAUCCUGAUGGACGCGCCCGUCACCUCGUUCCCCUUCUCCGUCUCCGACGCCCCCAUGUACCACGGCUCGACCCUCAGCUUCCUCGCCACGGCCAUCUGGAGGGGGAAGCCCGCGGGGCUGGUGCUCACGGUUCUCGUGGCGGUCGCGUAUGCGGUCGCGAGGACGUACGAGGAUCCGUUCACGGGCAUGAUUUAUAAGAAGAGGGAUGAGGAGAGGAGGGGGGGAAAGAAGGGGUUGUAGAUGGGCGAGUGAGCGGGGCUGCGUGUGCCUGCGUAGAGUCCUUGCUUGGUUUCCCAUUUCAUACUUGUGUUCUCUCACAGGCAUUGGCAUUGUCAUUGACGUUUAACGAGGACACGUAUUUCCUUUCUUGAUUUCAAAGGAAUUAGGCUCCCUGUGCAGUGGAGAUAGCCAAACGUGCACAUAUCAAACAAGAAGAAAUCCUAAGCAACACCAAGAGGCCGACCGCGACAAACAUUGAAAUCGAGCACGAGUAUCAUUAAACCCAU